CUUUGAAUCACUUAAUCUGUCACCUCGCUUUGUGCCAUGUCAUUACCAAUUGGGCAUAAUCUAUACAUGCUGUGCAACUCACUUGCUCAUUCUUCGCUGCUGCUUCUGAUCGCGCUGCUCUUUUGACUCCUUCCUGCUGCUUCUUGUGCAUUCACACACAGGCACCUCACCAGCGUAUACCUGCAAGCUCUGUUGACUUAUCAUUCCUCAGAGGAGCUGUUAUUGAUUUCUGUACUCUUGCUUUGGGUGGUUAAAAAAAGCGCUCUUUUGUGAAGGAGUGAGGUGUCGACACAAAACCAGAGAAGCGUGUUUAUUCUCAAUAAAUUUGCGGGUCAUCUGCUGAAGGUGGGCUCUUUUUAAAUCUGAGUUUCAGUUAUAUGUGCUUCAAUGUGAUUAUACUGUAGCAUAAAACCUUCUGGAGGGGAUCUCUGGAAAACAAAACGGUUGGGUUGAACUUUAUUAACCUUCAAACCUGUUCAAAGUUCAAAUGCUCUGGUUGAGUUUGCCAUUGAAACAGACCAAACAGUGUUAGCACUGAAAACAGAAUAGCCUCUCCUGGCUACACAUUGUAUGCUGACCCGUACUGCAAGUGUGCACGUGCAUCGAGAGCGAUGGUGAUGGUACACUUUAACGUGGAUGCCCACAGAUGUGCCUGUGGUAACCUCCGUCAGUGACCGCAGAAAGCAGGUCCUCCCCCUCAGAAAUAACUGCCCCUGCCAGUCCUCUUUAAGCUAUAAACUCACUUAUCAGUAGCACUCUGCCCUCGUGCCCCCCACUCAUAUAAAAGCAAGAGGACACCCUGCCUCUUCCCCACUCCCUACACUCUUCAGUCCACACAUGUCAGCUUCACCAGCUGCAGCCAUGCCAGCAGACUUUAGUGGAAAAUGGAUACUGGAAUCCAGUGAGAAAUUUGAGGAUUACUUGAAAGUACUGAAUAUUGACUUUGCUACAAGGAAAAUUGCCAUCUCCCUAUCUCAGACCAAAGUGGUUUUCCAAGAUGGGGACAAGUUUGACUUCAAAACACUGAGCACCUUUAGGAAUUAUGAGCUGGCCUUCACUGUAGGCGUGGAGUUUGAUGAGUACACCAAGGGACUAGACAACAGAAAUGUCAAGAGUCUGGUGAAGUGGGAUGGGGACAAGCUGGUGUGCACUCAGAAAGGCGAGAAGGCCAACCGUGGCUGGAAGCACUGGACUGAAGGAGACAAACUCUACCUGGAGCUGACAUGUGAAGGUGUAGUUUGUCGGCAGGUGUUCAAGAGAAAAGAAUAAUAAAGUCAAU
Pelmatolapia mariae (spotted tilapia) is the source of this 1279-nucleotide messenger RNA. RefSeq names its product retinol binding protein 2b, cellular (gene rbp2b). The record is from RefSeq and is a predicted model, not a curated record. NCBI's taxonomy places the organism in Eukaryota, Metazoa, Chordata, Actinopteri, Cichliformes, Cichlidae. Gene Ontology annotation, cellular component: nucleus; cytosol. Gene Ontology annotation, molecular function: fatty acid binding. The transcript is spliced from 4 exons. Bases 838 to 1269 code for a protein of 143 amino acids. Gene Ontology annotation, biological process: fatty acid transport.